UUUAUUUCUUCCUCUUCUCUGUGUGUGCAGGAAGUUUGAAGAUGUCGUCGGAGAGGAACCCCGAGGUGGUCAGCUGUGAUGCCUCCAUCAUGAAGAACGUCUGGGAGAUCAGACUGAGAGAAUAUGGACAGAAGCUGCAGCUGGAGCAGGAACGAGUGGAGAAGAGCGCUCUGCCAACAAUUAACCAGGAGUGGGCGAACCGUUGUGCUGCCAAGGCGGGAGGCUACAAAAGAACGGAAAGGAAAGUGAAACGCCCCGAAACUCAGCCAGAAGACAAUGUCUGGAAAAGCAAGCCAACCGCAGCAUGUCCACCUCUUCCUCGUGGCUCAGGUUCAGGGCCUCAGGGUAGAGCAGUCCAGAGCCGAGGCUUCUCCACACCGGCCUCCAAGGACAAGAAGGUGCAGGACAAGAGCACCGCCAGGCUACAGCUGCUCAUGUCCAUCCCCCAAACUCAACCUUCUACUAUGGUGUGGGGAAAAUCAUGGAAGUUCAGCAAAGGCUUGGCGCCACCAGCAGAGGGCACCACAAACUGGGGCCACUGCUGGAUGUUUGCUACCCAGCAGCCGUGGUCGGAGGCAGGCAAGCCCUGGCCAAACGGGCCCAACUUGAUGGAUCCUCAAAACCUUCAUUUCUGGAUAAAAUCCAACUAUAGGAUGGUGGAAUCGCAGGAGUUGGACUUGGAUCUUCCCGCUGAGGUGUGGCAGAUGUCCUGGAAGAAAUCUGACAAGUACAGUAAGAAGCAUGCAUCUUCUGCAAAUGGAGAGAAUGAAGCGAAAUCUGGAUUCUUUACCUCGCUGGUGGAGACUCAGCACCACAAUCAAGCCUUAUCUUCAUCGGAGUGGAGCGAUUCAUGGAGAGCCACGAAGCCGGCAAAUCAGCAGGAUCAUUUCGCAGAUGAGGGUUUUAUGAAUGAGUCUGCGGCUAACAAGCAAGAUAUGGUUACAGAGAUGAGUUCGGAUUGGAAAGAAUGUUGGAAGUUAGUCAAUUACCACGGAUGCAGCAACUUCAAAAUGCGUCAAUCUAAAAAAUUUAACACUCAAGAGUGGGUCAGUUCAUGGAGAGCAGCCAUGGGGGUCUCCAACAACCACAACAAUUCUGAUUCUUCCUUGAAGCAAGACCAGAAUAAUAGUUAUGAUAACGCCUAUCUCCACAAAUCCAUGCCUAUGUCCCGUGAACAUAAGCACACAGAUCUGUACAUGCAGCUCUGCGAUGAUUUUAAGGCUCUGUCUGAGUGGGCCAAGUCGUGGGAGGUGACCAAAAACAACACGAAACCUUGUGAAGAAAUCGAGAAGGUCCUGAAGGCACCACCGCCAAAGAUGGAUCCUUCUGUGGAGACUCAAAAGAUGGAGAAGAACCCUCUGGUGCAGCAUUCGACAUCUGAGAAACCAGACCCACGGUACAAGCAGCUGAAGCACGACAUAAUCUAUCGGCCAGCGAGAGAAUUCACCCAGUUGAAGUUGCUUCUUCUCAAACACAUGGAGAAAACUUUGCCUUCCUCAGAAUGGAGGGACGCCUGGCAGAUGAUAAAACAUAGAAUGAGGCAGGAGAGAAGAAGAAUGAGACCGAAUCCUUUGAAUCCUUUUGGAGAGUCCGAGAACCGGAGAGAAACCAGGCCCAGUGCAUCGGAGUGGAAGGACUCGUGGAGAUACACCUGCCACCCUUUGCGUCAGGAGCCUGAACAGUGGCAGCAGGGUUGGACCUCCACACCUCAAAUUCGUGAAAAUUAUGCAAUGCACCUGAACCACUUUGCACCUGUGGAGCUGCCAAAGAAUGGGCCAACUGGGGAGAGGAGCUGGGUGGAAUCAUGGAGGUUCUCCAGACGCCAGCAUCGGUCAAAUUCUGCACAAAGUACAGCACAAACCAGCCAAGGAAGGUCGAGCGCAGCUUCCCACCAUUCUGCUGAUAAUUCUCGGGCACAUAGAAGGCAGUCAAGGCCGGUUUCUGACUGGCAGUCGUCCUGGAUGGUCUCCGAAACUCAGUUCCAUCACGACAAUCCCUCCCUAACUCAGUGGAGGGAAGCCUGGCAGUGGUCCGUCUACCACACAGAGAACUGGGUUGAACAUGUGCCCAGAGAGAACUGGCGGGAUGAUUUAUUCGAGAUCCAACCCCUGACAGAGAGGAUCUCCACGGAGAGAGUCAAGGCUAAGAUGAGCCGAUCCUUCGACAACCAGAUGUUCAGGCAAAGAUACCCUGAGAAAGAGUGGAAUCCUUCAUGGAGCUCUGCAUCAUUUCUGCGCCAUCAAUCGAGUCAUCAUGGAUCUUCAGGAACAACUGGGCAAAGUGGAAGCAGCGUUUCUCAGCAGCAACGCGGCAGCGCCAGUGAAUAUGGAUGUAAGUGGGGUAGAUCUUUCAGGCUCGCCAAUCCCAUGCCACAAAUGGACCAGCCCUGGGUGGAGUCCAACCCUAACGCCUGCUAUUAUCCAGUCAUGUGGUCAAGAGGAAAGAAAACACAGAAGAACAUCAGAACCGAGUUUUGCAACAACCCCACGACCUUCAAGCUUUGGGGAACCUCCCAUCGGUUCCUGCAGGGCACCGGUGCACAGACCAAAGACAAAACCAAGUCCAAAGGACCCACUGACCCCAUGGUGAUUAUUCCAAAGAAGAGCAAUACAAGGAAGUAUUUGUUCUCCACUAUUGAGAAGGAGAAGCAGUCUGAGAGGAAAUGGGCAGGAUGCCAUCUGCUGGGUAAAACCCAGCCACGUCCCAAGAGAGGUUCUGGUCCAGCAAAAAAGGUGAGGCUUGAAAAUUCUAGCAAUGACAAGUUUGUUGAGGAGUGGGCAGAAUCCUGGAGGUUCCUGGUCCAGCCCGGCAGUUUGAAAAAGAAGAUGUCCUUGAAGGCACCAUCUGGCUGGGAUGAGGCUUGGAAGUUCCUCGUGCCACCGUACCAACCUAUGAAUGGCCCAAAAGGGAGAUAGACUUAAACUUUUAGCUUAAAUUUUAUAUGGACUUUAAAACUGGGUACAUUAAAUUGUGUCAGAAAAUUAAAAAUUUUUCACAACCUGCAAGUUUUCUUCAUUUCUGACUUGUUGAGAAAGUGUUUGUGGUGGUCAGGUGUCAUUAGAAUAGCACAUAUAAGCUAACAUCUACUUUGCAAAGCACAUUUUUAUCCAAAUAAACUGAUGACGAAUAAAUGGUUACAUAAAAAUGGUACACUACGUCUGCUUUUUGGUAUUAUGAAAAAAAACCCAACUUUUAUUUGAUAUCUAGACUGCCAAACCUAAUUUUUGAAGCACUAACAGUCAACUAAAACCACACAAACACAACAAGUAAUCAUUAUAUUUCUUGGCUUAAUCAGGACAGAGUUAUGUUUAAGGCCACCAUGAAAGAGUUGGGCACAUUGGUUGAACCUGAUGGUUAAUUAAAGGCUGAAAAAAUGUCCUCACGUCCACAACCUAAGGGCUAAUGGUAACUGAGACAUUUUUUUUGACUGCUGGUUACUGUAAUAAUCAGAAUUAGUACUAUUGAUGGCAGGCAAACAGAAAAUUGAGAUAAGACUGUGAAGAGGAAAGCUGUAAGUUGUAAUGAUGAAAGGACUGGAAUGUUUAGAGAAGGUAGAAGCACAAAUAUAGAAGGAAGUUCAUUAUUGUGUUUAUGAGAGUUGAUGUAAUGGCAGUCGUAUUUUGAUUAAAAUAGUACAAAAGCUAACAAUUUGUUUUGCAUAUUUUGUGCUCUGCUGCAAAAACACAAAUAACUCAGUGACUCAGCAUGUUUUGGGUUUGACACAUCGAUACGAAAAGUUUCCAAAUCAAAUCAGACUAUCUACCUUUAUUUUAGUUUUGUGGUACAACUUGUCAAACCUACUCAGUUAAUUAUAAAAGUUCAACACAAAUAAAUAUUCUCUAUGUUUAGUUUGGUUUUAUUGUGACCUGCAGCUACAUGUGGUUCAGAACAUAUCACGAGUUGACUUCUGGACUUUUUUUUUCUUUAAUGUGCUCAGAGGUGGAACUUCUCAUGAUGACUUCAAUGUUUUUUUUUUCAUAUUUUAACUCAGUCAUUAUCAGAGGUUAAUGGAUCAACUUGUCCAAUAUUACAGAUUCUAAAUCAACAGCAUGAUGAAAAAAAAACAGUGAAAAUUUUAGGUUUUUAUCUUUAACAGUUCCUCAGAUAUUGCUAUUCAAACAGACUCAAAUUUCAAUGUGAAAAAAAAUGCUGAAACUGGGUCGAGUUGUGGUGAUUUAAUUGGUAUCUUAAAGGACGUCCAGGUUAAUUAAGGUUACUUCUAGAGAUGACAUCCUUUUAUUUUGAUGGUAUUCCUGUGGAAAAGUAAAGAAAUGCACUCAGCAAUUACUUAUUAUUCCCCACACAAAUGAUCCAUUUAUAGUUUUUCAAUAAAAGAUUUGGUUCAGCAAACAUCAGGCUUUACUUGUGUAGAUUUUCUUUCUUUGUUUAGCGGGUGAACAGAACUGUAACUCCCAUGUUUUCAGGUAUUUGUGGGAUGUCUUUGUUAUAUCAUGAACUGUGUAAAGUUAAAUGGACAGGAAUGACUUGAAGACAGCUUUUGUUUCUUGCUUCAUUUGUUAUAAUGUUGAAUAAACCAUGUUCUAGCUUUGAUUUAUUGA
Molecule: messenger RNA, 4559 nt
Organism: Amphiprion ocellaris (clown anemonefish)
Lineage: Eukaryota; Metazoa; Chordata; Actinopteri; Pomacentridae
Exons: 2
Coding region: 42-2915 (957 amino acids)
Source: RefSeq, a predicted model, not a curated record